Messenger RNA from Eupeodes corollae, 980 nucleotides. RefSeq names its product iron-sulfur cluster co-chaperone protein HscB (gene Hsc20). Gene Ontology annotation, cellular component: mitochondrion. NCBI's taxonomy places the organism in Eukaryota, Metazoa, Arthropoda, Insecta, Diptera, Syrphidae. The record is from RefSeq and is a predicted model, not a curated record. Bases 81 to 848 code for a protein of 255 amino acids. The transcript has 3 exons. Gene Ontology annotation, molecular function: ATPase activator activity; protein-folding chaperone binding. Gene Ontology annotation, biological process: [2Fe-2S] cluster assembly; protein complex oligomerization.
UGAUUUCGCCGGGCUCAGAAUUUUGUUGAUAAAGUGAUAACACGAUACAGAUUUGUUAAUAAUUUAAUUUUUUACACAAAAUGAGUGUAGUUUGUCGUUGGCUUGGUUCGAUUAUUAAAACGAAACAUAUUAUCUUCCUCACAAAUGUACAUCUCAACAAUGUCUUUAUCCGAAAGCCGAAUAUAAUUAGUUUCUCAACAAAACCUUUGUUGCCUAAUUCACAACAUUUAAGAUUCCUCUCAAACUCACAAUAUGAAGAAGAUUGUUGGAAUUGCAAAGCAAAAACAAAAAGAGUAAAUAAUUUUAUGUGUGAUGAAUGUGGAAAAUUACAAGACAUCACCAAAAUACAUGACUUUUUUGAACUUUUGUCGUUGCCUCGAGAUUUCGAUGUUCCUUCUACCAAAUUGACAAAGACUUUUCGUCAGCUGCAAACAUUGGUGCAUCCGGAUAAAUUUGGAAACAAAUCUGAAAGGGAGCAAACAAACGCUGCCGAAUGGAGUGCACUUAUAAACAAGGCAUACAAAACUCUUUUAAAUCCUCUAUUCCGAGGUCAAUAUUUAUUAAAACUACAAGGGGAACAAAUGCCUCAAGAUAAUAGUACUUUAAAUAAGGAAUUUCUGAUGGAAAUGAUGGAGAGGAACGAAGAAGUGGAUGAUGCUGAGACCAAAGAAGAUCUUAACCAAAUAAACAAAAAUAUUCAAGAGGAACUUAAUGGAGAAAUCAAUCACCUCAAGGAAUUAUUCAAAUCAAACGAUUUAAACGGUGCAAAAGCUCUGCUUGUUAAAAUUAAGUACUUAUUGAGUAUUCAAAACAGUAUUCAAGUGAAACUGGAAAAACUUAAUGGAUGAUAUAAAGAAGAUAAGAUUUAUGUUAUCCCUUAUCUCUCUGACGGCACAUACCUUUUAAGAUUUAAAAAAAAAUGAUCUGUAGGUACAAAAUGUGAACAAAUUGUUAAAUAAUAAAUCUAUUUUUGCAGUCCA